UACGCCAAAUUGAGUGUUGCCAUGGUGAUUCCACAUAUAUAAACAAACUAAACUAAAAACUUUUCGGUUGAAAUAUUUUGUUCCCGUAAAGAAUAAAUUGUUGAAAAUGGAUGAAUUAGAUUACAAAAGUGUGAUUUUGUACUAUGGUCGAGAAAAGUUGUACCGAACCAUGCAGCGUAUCGUUUUGGAUGCAACGGGAAAGUAUACCGCCGAUACCAGUUUUAGGUUUUAUAACGGAAUCGCAUUGAUUCUCGAAGGAGUGAGACUACAAGAAGGCAUUCGAGAAUUGAAUCAGUUGAUUGGCGAUAAGGAUUUGGGAAUGGCUGUGGUGUUAAGCUUAUUGUAUGCUCAUAAACGAUGCAGUGUUAUUGAUAAGGAAGAACUUCUAAGCCUGGAUAGCAGACUUAAAGAUGAACGUAAACGCCUUACGUCCAUGUCUGCAUACUAUUCAUCAUUGUUUCUUUUUCUAACUGGAAAAUAUGACAAGGCAAAAGAGUAUGCAGAUAAGGCUCAAAGACUUGGACCAAAUAAUCCCGAAAUUUUAACAUUGAAAGGAUGGUGUGAGCUAGUUUCUCACAAGCCCCGUUCAUCAUUCAUAUUGGACCUAUUUGAUAAAGCACUUGAACAUGGAAAGCAAAUUGAUGCCAAUAUUGGACAAGUGCGGUAUCACCAGCUGAACAACGACUUUGAAGCAGCAAUUACCGUUUUAAAUCGACUUUCCGUACGGUAUCCUGAAUUGAAUAUUCCACUCAUUGAAAAAAUGAGAUGUCACCUUUCCAAUUGGAAUUGGGAAAAUGCUGUUGAGACAUCAACGAGGAUUCUUAACCUCGAACCCACUAAUCUUGAAGCAUUGCAAGUGAAAAUAUUAAUCCUAGUUGCAAAGGAUGGGAAUUAUACCAGCAGUCUCUCAGCGUUACAGUAUUUGUUUACUACAAUGGAGAAAAUCGAACCUGCUAACGGAGACCUUUUCAUGCAAACGGGGCAACUUUUUUCCAGAAUUUGUGGAAGAAAUGCUUCAAUUCUAUCCCAUACAUACUCUUUUGUAGAAAAAGCCUACAAAUUGAAUUCAUCAAAUGCAAAAUAUAUCACAGAAUUGGGGUAUCAAAAUGUGUUGCAGAAAAAUUACAAAGAAGCAACAAAACUGUUCAAAUUAGCAUCUAAAUUAGACGACAGUUCAAUGUACGCUUUGUGUGGACUGACUUUAUGUCAGAUGAUGGAUUCAGGAAUUAGUGAACAAGUGUCUCAGCAGAUUGAAUUUUUGACUGAAAUUCAAGGAGAGGACAAAAUACCGCUCUUAUUGCUGAUGUCUUCUAAACUACACCAUACAAAUCACGAAACAGCUGUUAGCAUGCUGCUUCAAGCAAGUGAAAUUCAAUUCAAAAAUUUGAAUGCAUUGUCCUAUGGGCUGGAGUAUUUGAGACAAUUCAAUCCUGAUUUUUUAAUACAGUUGGUUAAAGAGCUAUUGAAGCACUCACCUGCAGAGCAGAGCAUGGAUAUGAUGUCGAUCGAUUCUUUACAUCCCUCACUCAGACAUAGUGCUAAUAUACUAGAUUCGAUUGUUAAAGCUUGCCCUGGACUGGUUGAAGCUUCAUAUCUGUUAGCACGUGUACAAUAUCUUAGUGGUGAAGUUGGAGCUGCCGCAGGCACUUUACAGAAAAUUCUACAAGAGAUUGACUCAACCUAUUCAGAUGCACACUUACUCAUCGCACAAAUUCACAUACAACAAAAAUCAUAUCAAAGAGCUGCGCAGAGCUUAGAAAUAUGUCUGAGUCAUAAUUUCAAGGUUCGUGAUGAUCCCAUGUACCAUCUACUACUAGGAAUUGUGUAUAAAAAUCAACAACGUUUCGAAGACGCCCUCAAGAGCUUCUUUAUCGCUAUGGGAAUUUGUGGAAUCAAUACUAAUGGAAGCCAAGGCAAAUCUGUAGCAAAUAUGAAAUCUGAUGGAAAGCCCCUUGGCGUGUCAGAUUUACUUACACUGUACUUAGAAGUUAUAAACACCCAUGUUCUUAUGAAUCAAAAUUCAGAAGCUCUAAAACUUAUGCAAUUAGUUUCAUCUGAGUUCGCAUCUACAACAGAAGAAGGAAGACUCUCAGUCGCAACAGCAGAUUUUUACAUGCAGCAAGGAAAUUUUGUCAAAGCAAUUGAGCUUUUAAAAACGAUCAAACCGAACCAACAAUACUAUAUUCAGGCAAAAACGAAAAUGGCCCAUUUUUACUUAGUGCAUAAAAAAGAUCGCUUAGCAUAUGCUCAAUGUUUUCGAGAACUAGUAGCUAAUUGUCCAGGCCCAUCCAGCUACUUGAUGUUGGGAGAUGCUUAUAUGUCUAUACAAGAAGCUGAUGAAGCAAUAGAAGCCUACAGACAAGCUCAGAAACAGAACCCACGGGAUGCACUACUUGCAAGCAAACUAGGCAGGGCAUAUGUUAAAACUCAUCAGUACAAAAAAGCGAUAUCCUAUUAUCAAGAGGCAAUCGCUACACCAGAGAAUAGUCUCCUGAAGUUAGAUUUGGCUGAGUUGUUUUUAAAACUUAAACAAUAUUCAAAUGCAGAGCAGACUUUGGUAGAUGAAAUCGAAUUAUCAAAAAAUGAAAUCGAAGAUAUUUCUACGUUGCAAACCAGGACCAAACAGCUCUUAUUAUUGGCACGCGUUCGAGAAAAGGCUGGAUAUUUGAACUCAUCGUUGAAUACCUUGAAAGAAGCUCGAGAUAAUCAGUUCAAAAUACUUAAGCAUCUUGAAAUGGAGCAGAAUGUAGCACUGCACGAACAAAAUAAAAUACUAGUGAGUAGAAUUUGCGUUUUAAUGGCAGAGCAGUCAAUUGCUAUCAGAGACAAUGAGCAAGCAAUUCACCAUUAUCGGGAAGCACUAAGGAUGAAUUCUAAUGAUGUGGGGUUACUCUCAGCUUUGGCUCGAACCUACAUGCAUGUGAACAAUAUGGAUCAAUGUCAACUGACCUGUGCAACAAUACUACAGAACGAUCCAAACAAUGAGGUAGCAUCGGUUAUGAUGGCAGAUUUGUCAUUCAGAAGGAUGGACUUCGAGAAUGCUGCCUUUCAUUUCUCUCAAUUGCUGCUAUCACAAUCGACGUACUGGACAGCAUUAGCCAGAUUGAUAGAAGUUAUGCGUCGAUCAGGAACGCUGCACGAUGUUCAACAGUUUUUACAUCGAGCCGAGGAUGAAUGUGCUCGUCCGGACACUGAGGCUGGUCUCAACUAUUGUAAGGGAUUAAAUGAAUGGUACGGUGGAAAUCCAAAUAGUGCCUUAAGAUUUUUCAAUAACUGUCGUAAAGAUACUGAAUGGGGACAACAAGCAAUUUAUAACAUGAUUGAAAUUUGCUUAAAUCCUGACGGAGAUCUACCUAAUGAAGGUGUGAUUGACAUUGGAGCUGAUGAUUUAGAAAUCAAAGACUCUAGAGCAAUGGCUCUCAGAACAGCAGAACGUUUACUAAAGGAAUUAAAACCACGCCCAGGUGUGAUCGAUAACGAGGCAUUGAAUCACCGAUUGUUGGAAAAUUUUCUUCUAGUGGCAUCCAGACAAAAACAUAGCAUAGAUAGGGCGCUGCAAGAUUUUACAGCAAUUGCUACUCAAGAAGAAUAUAAAGACCACGUUGGAGCAAUUUAUGGCAUGGCAUCAGCAUACGUUAUAUUGAAACAAUCUCAAAGAGCUAAAAAUCAAUUGAAACGAAUUGUCAAAGUAAACUGGACUUUCGAAGAAGCUGAUUAUCUCGAAAAAUCCUGGUUGCUGUUAGCCGAUCUGUAUUUACAAGCUGGAAAAUAUGAAAUGUCCACAGAUUUACUUAGACGUGUUCUAGAACACAAUAAAUCAUGCACGAAGGCCUAUGAACUUCUGGGCCUUAUUUCUGAAAAAGAACAAAAUUUUAGAAACGCAUCAAUGUAUUAUGACUCGGCAUGGAAAUGCAGCGCUAAAUCGAAACCAAAUAUUGGGUAUAAGUUGGCAUUUAACUAUAUGAAAAUUAAACGAUAUGCAGAAGCAAUCGACAUUUGCCAGCAAGUUUUAAAAACUCACCCAGAUUAUCCAUCAAUCAAAAAAGACAUCCUCGAUAAAUGCAGAAAUAAUUUGAAAAACUAAUUAAAAACAUAACUUUUCCAUUUAAUUAAGCUUUACAUAUAUUUAUAUCAUUCAUAUUACAUAUUAUUAUUCACAUAAUAAACAUAUUCAUAAUAUU
Aedes aegypti (yellow fever mosquito) is the source of this 4181-nucleotide messenger RNA. RefSeq names its product tetratricopeptide repeat protein 21B. The coding region runs from base 107 to 4084 and encodes 1325 amino acids. Gene Ontology annotation, molecular function: protein binding. The transcript is spliced from 4 exons. The record is from RefSeq and is a predicted model, not a curated record. Gene Ontology annotation, cellular component: intraciliary transport particle A. Lineage: Eukaryota; Metazoa; Arthropoda; Insecta; Diptera; Culicidae. Gene Ontology annotation, biological process: protein localization to cilium; intraciliary retrograde transport.